Messenger RNA from Linepithema humile (Argentine ant), 1159 nucleotides. Its product is annotated as odorant receptor 46a-like. Gene Ontology annotation, cellular component: plasma membrane. Gene Ontology annotation, biological process: detection of chemical stimulus involved in sensory perception of smell; sensory perception of smell. Gene Ontology annotation, molecular function: odorant binding; olfactory receptor activity. Lineage: Eukaryota; Metazoa; Arthropoda; Insecta; Hymenoptera; Formicidae. The record is from RefSeq and is a predicted model, not a curated record.
UGCAUAUUUGUUCAUAGUAACGAUUAUAAUCGAGCAAUUCCAAUUUUUUAAUCGUGCAUGUGAUCACAGUUGGCGGCGAGGAUAAGAUUCUGGACAAGUAUCUGACGCUCAGUCGCGUUACAUUUUACGGAUUCAGUACAAUGGCCUUCUUCCUCGUUAUCGCUCUGUUAUUCCUUGUGCCCGUGGAGAAUGGAGAACUUCCGGUCAGAGCACGAUAUCCCUUCGACACGACCAAAUAUCCAUGGCACGGGAUUGGUUUCUUUGUGGAAGCCUGCACAAUUUCCGUCGGCCUGACAGGCAUCAUCGGGAUGGACAGCUUGCACACCAAUCUCUGUAAUCUAUUUCUCGUGCAACUUGAAAUUUUAAACGCGCAUUACAAAAAUUGUAGCAACAACGACCAGUGCGACGCGCCGUCAGACAAUAUCGAUAGACAAGAGAAUUUACAUGCCACGAAUCGAAGCGCUCGCUGCAAAAUAUUUUGCACGUUCGGGGCCAGAUACGAAAAGGAAAAUUACGAUCCGGACAAGAUCCGCCGCGGCGGUUUCACCAGGCAAUUCAGACGAUCCGUCCGCAAUCAUCAACGUCUGCUCGCCAUAAUAGACGACUUCAACGAGGUCUUCAGCGCCGGCAUGUUCGUUCAGAUGCUUUCAAGCACUACGAUGAUUUGCCUAACUGGCUUCCAAGCCGCCUUGGUGAGCAGUCGUGAUAAGUCAAAGUGCCGUCGCGGUCAGAUCGUGAUCGCAGUUUCGCUUUGUUUCGAACAGGUCAGAGGCCAGAGCUCCAACACCUACAAGUUUUCGAUAUACCUGGCGGCGGCCGUCUCGCAGCUCUUCUAUAUCUGUUGGGUAGGCAACGAAGUGAUGUACCAGAGCAUGUCACUGACGCAAAGCCAGUGGCUUUCGAAAUGGAGCGACGAGCUUACCGUCAAAACAGGACGUUUAUUAAUCCUGUCUAUGAUAUUUUCAAAAAGAACAUUGAAUCUGAAAGCGGGAGUGUUCUACGUUUUAUCCAUGGAGACGUUCACCGCAGUGAGUAUAUGUCGAAAAAAAGCAACUUUUAAUGAUCUUUCGUAUUCGCAGACCGGUCGAGUAUCGCGUGAUAAAUCUGGUUUCAUUAGAAAAAUAGAUUGCAGUAAUUAAAUGGAAUUAAAGUAGCUUGA